AUGAAUCCGACCACCGUCGCCGUCGCCGUCGAAGCCCCUCCGGUUAUUAUGGCCCCGGACGUGUCGCUGCCCGUCAAGAAUGCAGCCAAAGAAACUGCCGAGGGCAUCCUCUACGGGUCUAUUGCCGGAAUUGUUGGAAAAUACAUCGAAUACCCCUUCGACACCGUCAAGGUCCGCCUCCAGAGCCAAUCCGACCACCUGCCCCUCCGCUACAAGGGCCCGCUCGACUGCUUCCGCCAGUCCCUCCACGCCGAUGGCUUCCUGGGCCUGUACCGGGGCAUCAGCGCGCCGCUCGUCGGCGCCGCGGCCGAGACGUCGAGCCUCUUCAUAUUCGAGUCGCUCGGCCGCGAGGGGCUCUACGCCACGGGCCUCGCCAGUCGCGAAACCCCGCUGUCCCUCCCCGCGCUCUACACCACCGGCGCCUUUGCUGGCGCCCUCGCCUCGUUUGUCCUGACGCCGAUCGAGCUCGUCAAGUGCAAGAUUCAAGUCCCCGGCGGCGCUUCGAGUGCCGGCCUGAAGCCGCUGGCCGUUGUCCGCGACAUUUUCCGGCACGAUGGCCUACGUGGCUUCUGGCACGGGCAGAUGGGCACGCUGAUCCGCGAGUCUGGCGGCUCGGCGGCCUGGUUCGGCGCCAAGGAGACGGUCACGGCCAUAUUUUACACCCGGGCUACGAAAAAGGUGUCCUCGGCGACGGAGCGCGAGCGCAUCCUGGCGACGCCGCUGCCACUGUGGCAGCAGGCCAUCGCUGGUGCCUCGGCCGGCGUAUCGUAUAAUUUUCUCUUCUUCCCCGCCGACACGAUCAAGUCGCGCAUGCAGACGUCGCCGCUGGGCACGGCCGGGGAGAAGCCGUCCUUUUGGGCUGAAGGAUCCGCCGUCUGGCGCCAGUCGGGUGUUCGCGGCCUGUACCGCGGCUGCGGCAUCACCUGUUUGCGGUCCGCACCCAGCUCGGCUUUUAUUUUCAUGGUCUUUGACGGACUCAAGAGGCAUUUUCCUCUGUAA
This is a messenger RNA of Akanthomyces muscarius, 999 nucleotides long. RefSeq lists its product as uncharacterized. Lineage: Eukaryota; Fungi; Ascomycota; Sordariomycetes; Hypocreales; Cordycipitaceae. Gene Ontology annotation, biological process: mitochondrial L-ornithine transmembrane transport. The transcript has 2 exons. Gene Ontology annotation, molecular function: L-ornithine transmembrane transporter activity. The record is from RefSeq and is a predicted model, not a curated record. The coding region runs from base 1 to 999 and encodes 332 amino acids.